This is a messenger RNA of Carassius auratus (goldfish), 1798 nucleotides long. RefSeq lists its product as uncharacterized. The record is from RefSeq and is a predicted model, not a curated record. The transcript is spliced from 4 exons. Lineage: Eukaryota; Metazoa; Chordata; Actinopteri; Cypriniformes; Cyprinidae. The coding region runs from base 56 to 1744 and encodes 562 amino acids.
AACCAUGUUCCAGAGUACAAACUAAACAACAGGAGGACAACAACAGUGAUGCCGGAUGGAAAUCAUGCAGAGUAUUCUUCUGAUUAUGGCAAUGAUUGGCCAAGGUCAGUCAUGGGACAGCCUCGGAGACAGCUUCAUCACAAUAUUCCCAGAGAACAUAGCCUUUUACCAUCCACUUAGUCCAGUGAAUGCUCUCAACAUCACUGCUGUCCUUCCCAACACUGUGGUCAAAGUCUUCAUCUCAGAGCAGUUGACAUACAAAAUCAAACCGCCAGAAGGAAGGCCCGUAACUGUGACCUUGCCAGCGGAUAUUGAGGAAUACCAAUUUGGUGCAACUUCUCAAACUGUCAGAAUCAGCAGCACGAAGAAAAUUGUGGUGCAAUCAAUCAGCAAGAAAGAAGACAGUGUGCAAACUAAUGUCAUUCAGCCUCUCAAAAAUCUUGGUACAGUUUAUACCAUCCCCUUGCUGAAUUACAGCCAGAUGAUCAAUACUUUUUAUCAAUCAGCAAGAGAUGUCAGCAAGAGAUACAGCUCCUUCAGGCUGGUUAUUGUCAACGGAGAAGAUUUUAUUAAUAAUGUCAUAAUUGUAAAAAGGUCUAUAGAAAAUAAUUACAUACUCGAUCCGUUCACCGCUCUCCAACUUCAAGUUGACGGGACAGAAACUGAGAUUUAUUCUGAUUAUGGAGUGGCGGUGAUGCUGACCCAUCCAUGUGUAGAGACGGAGGAAUGCAAAUGCAACAUGGUGCUGAACCAACUUCAUCCUGAUGCUCAGUGGGAUAGCAGAUUUGUUGUACCCUCAAUACUCAACACCGGCAACGUUUGGCUACAUGUGACGUCCUCAGUGGAAAUCAGUGCCAGUGGCGGGGAUCUAGAAUCAAAUACGGUGGAUGCCUAUUCAUCAAAACUCCUGUCCCUUCCAUCUCUGCAGUUAGGAUCCCAGUUCAUCCACACAUCGAAUCCUGCUUCCCUCAGGCUUGUCAGUCCAGGCAUCAUCAUUGAACCAAUCUCACAAUCUAAGUUCUCAGCGUGCUACCUAGUGCCUGUCAGCUCGACAGAUGCCAAGGCCUUAAUCAUAGCAGAAACAAACUACAGGGAUAGUGUGUAUAUAGAUAAUGAUUUGCUUUUAUCUACUGAAUGGAGCACCGUCGCCAAUUCAGUGUACUCAUCGGUGUUAGUGUCUCUUGAUAACAUACACAUCAUUUGGCAUCCAUCCACAAAGAUCGGCGUGUACGUGUUUGAGAAGAGCACACAUGUGUAUGGAGGCCCGGCUAUAUCUUUAAGCGCAAAGCCAGACCCUUUAGGCUGUGGAUUUGUUACUGCAAAGUUUGACAUCAUCGUCACACCUCAGACCUGGCCUGAAUCCCAUCAGUACUGUAUGCUCAUAAGUGACGAGUUAUUCAGUCCCAGCAAUGAAGCGGACCAAGCGGAGAUGGCUCACAUUCUGAAUAAUAAAGGUAUGAAUGAGAGGCUCUGGAUUGGUGUGCGUCGCAGUCUGAUGACAUUAGAUUGGUACCAGCAGAAAGGUGAAAGCUCAAACAGCUUGCCAUACACUCAAUGGGGAACCAGAGAGCCAGGUGAUGCUGUGAUGGGCAUGUGUGCUUCAGUAUUCCCAAACCCAAGCAUGGAUUUCCUUUGGGAAACUACGCCCUGCUGUACUAAGUUGAAGUCUAUCUGCUACACAAGAGCUAAGUACUUUACCAUCUCAAAUGAUUCUAAUGGUUCAAAAGAAUCAAAAGAUGCAUAAUAAAAACUGGCCAGGGAAAACAAGUUGCCAGAAGGUAAAAAAAAACUGGAUUUU